Haemorhous mexicanus (house finch) is the source of this 1343-nucleotide messenger RNA. It is a transcript of the gene IL26, whose product is annotated as interleukin 26. The record is from RefSeq and is a predicted model, not a curated record. NCBI's taxonomy places the organism in Eukaryota, Metazoa, Chordata, Aves, Passeriformes, Fringillidae. The coding region runs from base 146 to 658 and encodes 170 amino acids. The transcript has 5 exons.
GAGCAAUAGGUUAUCUACGUGAGCAUCUCGGGGAAGAAGCUACUUUGAGGGUUCACAAAAUUAGGUUAACCUCUGUCAUCUAAGCAGUCUGGCUGCAUCAGACAUGCUGCUGUGACUGUAGAGGCUUGAAGAUUUGGGAGCGAAGAUGAAAGGAUGUUCUAUUUUCAGGUCUGGGCAUUUUUUAUUUCUGCUUUGUCUUUUUGCUGUGGAAGGCAAAAAGUCACCUACAGGAAAACACACCUGCAGAAAAGGACUCCUCUCCCAGGUGACAGAGAACCUGUAUAUCAAGGCAACUAGUUUAAAAUCAUCUGUUCCUAAGGAUCUCAUCAAGACCACGAGACUGCUUAAAAAGACUACAAAAAUGCUGUUUAUGACAAACUGCAGUGUUCGAGAUCAGCUCCUCUCCUUCUAUGUGGAAAAUGUCUUCAGUCGUCUUGAGGUAGGAAGUGACAAGUUGUACUUUAUUAGUGCCUUCCAGGUCCUGCAAGCAAACAUGGAUGCCUGUCUUCCGUGUGCUCCAUCCACAAGGUUAACUUCUGCAGUCAAAAAGCUAAAGAGAAUGUUUCUGAAGCUUGGAGAUCAGGGAAUCUACAAGGCCAUCCAUGAACUGGACAUUCUCCUUCCCUGGAUUCAGGCCUACAUACAAACCAUCAUAUGAAGAAUGAGGAGGUGACAGACAGUGUGCUGCUUCUGUGAGAAGAACAGGUCAAGACCCAAAAGGCCUGAAAAUGAACUGAGAGCCGGAUGAUGGAUGUGUCUGGCAGUAACUCCCUCCCAUGGAAAGAGACCCUCUGUAACACAAGUGGCAUAGAGAUUUUCAUAAGCUUUCCUGGUUAACCUGGCACAGCAGCUUUGCCUGUUCUGCCUCUGGAGCAGCUAGAGCAAGCUGCUGUUCUUCCCAUCCUGCCUGCCUGCCCUCUGCAGCCCCCAAGGGCGCCGCACCAGCAGAACGGGGGACCUGCUACCCUGCACAUCAGACACAACCUCCCACGUGCUGUGGGCAUGAUCUUGCUGUGCCUUGUGCCACCCUGUGUGGAUACAGUUCAAAGCAACGAGGAUCGCUCUGGAAAAUCCUACCCCUAAGCCAUAUUUCCUUUGGUGCUUGUGGUUGUAGAUAUAUAACAGUACACACAAGCCAUUCUACAUUUAAAUAAGAAAAAUAAUUAUAUACUGCUUAUCUUUAUUAUUAAUUUAAGGUAAUAAUUGAUCCCUAAUAAGAAAUACACAAUUAAUGUAAAAGUUUUUUUCAGACUCGUGCAUGAGCUUUAGAUGUCACAUGAUCUACAUGAGAUCAGGCACUCAGAAACACAAUAAAUGGAUUGCUUUCACUAGGAUUGUAAAAU